UCUCAGCAAACAUGUUCGGCGCGUUCCGUCCCUCCUCGGUUUCGAUGGGCGGCUUGUUGUGGAAAUCGCCCUUCCGCCUCUCGUCAACGCGCAAGGCCAACCUCCGCAAACGCCUCGCGCGGGUCGACGACGUUAUUUCCGCCGUCGCCGCGUCGGGGGUGCAGACUAAGAGCCUGGAGCGGGCGCUGGAGCUUCCCAAGGCCAGCGAGAUGCCUGCGCGGGACAAGUACACCACCUUCGACCCCAAGGCCAAGGACUGGCGUAAGAGCGUGCACAAGGUGCCCAAGUGGACCAAGUUGACAUUACGCCAAAACCCCAAGGGUUUCUAGAGACAACGACACACUGCAUGGCCAUGUACAACAUCCGCUUUGGA
This is a messenger RNA of Vanrija pseudolonga, 373 nucleotides long. It is a transcript of the gene MRPL31, whose product is annotated as 54S ribosomal protein L31, mitochondrial. The transcript has 4 exons. The record is from RefSeq and is a predicted model, not a curated record. Lineage: Eukaryota; Fungi; Basidiomycota; Tremellomycetes; Trichosporonales; Trichosporonaceae. Bases 12 to 329 code for a protein of 105 amino acids. Gene Ontology annotation, cellular component: mitochondrial large ribosomal subunit. Gene Ontology annotation, molecular function: structural constituent of ribosome.